GGCCCAACAGCCCAAAGGCCUGAAAUAAACAAAAGGCAUGAAGGCGUAGUAAUUCAACGAAGGUAGCGGACAACCCCACCAACCGUCGAAGUGUCGAACGCCCCGCCAAGUCGCCGACUCCCUCUGAUCUUCGCCGUCAGGCAGGCGCCAGCAAGCAGCACGGCAGCACCGCCACUCCGACUGGCUCCAGAACCGCAGAAAGCAUCGUCUGUCGUCGCUCACUCGCCUCACGCCCGUCGCUCGGUGGCUUUCACUCCGCCACUCACCCUUCGGUGGUUCGGCUAAUCGGGCCUUUUCAAUUUUCACCUUCCAAAUUAUCUUUCGCCUCCUCACAUUAUCUUUCCUUCCAAAUUCUUUGGUUUCCCCUCCUAUUUUAUUUCCCUUGCAUGUUUUGCGAUCCAAACAAACCCUAAAAGUUUCUGAAACUCGGAAACAACUCGGAGUUUACGCGCAUCACAGAUGGCUAGAUGGGAUGAGAUUCUGUCCCUCCCUGUACAGAACCCUCCAACACUAGAGUUCUCUUCGUCUAACCUUAUAUGGUCUAAGGUUGAAGGUUGGCGUGAUAACAUAGAUAGAAUUGCUCUGAUCCCAUAUGCCAGAGUAGAUGACUUUGUACGCGGAGAAUCUGCUGAUAAAGAAUGUCCAACAAAAUUCCAUGUUGAAGCCAGAAGGAGGAGGACCUCAAAAACAACUUACAAGCCUAAAGUUGAUGGCAUCCUUGAGUAUAUACUGUACUGGUGUUCAUUUGGACCAGAUGACCAUAGAAAAGGAGGUGUUGUGCGACCUAGCAGAAGCACAUAUGUCCCUAAGAAAAAAUCUGCCGGUAGGCCAAAUACAAAGAGAGGUUGCACAUGCCACUUUAUUGUCAAACGUCUGAUUGCCGAGCCAUCCGUGGCACUUAUCAUAUACAAUCAAGAUAAACACGUGGACAAGAAAGGUUUGCUGUGCCAUGGCCCACAGGAUGAGCAAUCUGCUGGGACCCGUGCUAUGUAUGCUCCGUAUAUCUCAGAGGAUCUCCGUCUCCGUGUGUUAUCUCUACUUCACGUUGGAGUGUCUGUGGAAACCAUAAUGCAGAGGCAUAAUGAAUCAGUGGAGAAACAGGGGGGGCCGUGCAACCGAGAUGACCUUCUAACCCACAGGUAUGUUAGAAGGCAAGAGAGGGGCAUAAGGCGGUCUACGUAUGAACUGGAUGAAGAUGAUGCAAUAAGCAUUGGCCUGUGGGUUGAAAGCCACCAGAAUCAAAUCUUCUUUUACAAGGAUUUCUCGGAUUCUGAUCCUUUUGUCCUUGGCAUUCAAACUGAGUGGCAGUUGCAACAAAUGAUUCGGUUUGGGAACCGUGGACUUCUUGUAUCUGACUCAAAUUUCGGAACGAAUAAACUGAAGUAUCCAAUUCACAGUCUUGUUGUGUUCAAUUCAGACAACAAGGCUAUACCAGUGGCAUGGAUAAUAGCACCAAGAUGUGCAAGUAGAGACACUGCCAGAUGGAUGAGGGCUCUUUAUAAUAGAGUUUGCACCAAAGAUCCUACAUGGAAGUUGGCUGGGUUCAUUGUGGAUGAUCCUUUGACUGACAUCGUGGCUAUAAGGGGCGUGUUUCAGUGCGCUGUGCUAAUAUGCUUUUGGCGUGUACGUCAUGCAUGGCAUAAACAUUUAAUGAAGAAGUGUUCAGAAAUAGGAUUGCGCACUGAAAUAGCAAAAAGGCUGGGUGAGAUGAUACAUUGCAUUUGCAAAGGGUUACAAACUGGAAAUAUGUUUGAAGAUUUUAUGCAAAGUUUUGCAUGUGCUGCAGAGUUUGUGGACUACUUCAAGGCAACUUGGUAUCCAAGAUUAGGUAACAUAUUACUUUAGAUAGCACUUCCAAUACAUGUCAUUUAUCACAUAUUCACAUCUAUAUGUAUUAGCGUCCUUUAUUCUCAUAUACUGGUAUUUUAGUAAGUGGGGUUUAAUGGGCUUUUUUAUGAAAGAAUCAAAAGUUUGGACUGACUCCCCCAAAAGUUCCACUCUUUGCCCCAUGCAUAUUAGUUCAUUCUCAUUUUUACUUCAAAAUGUUCAAUAUUUCCACUAUUACUCUAUCAGUGCUCAGUUGUGGAUUUCCUGUCACUUUUAUGGUAGAAGCCCAGAUUCUGUGGAAAUAUGCCAUAUAUUUGCUCGGAAAGACCAAAAGUGAAAAGGGAUUCAAAUGAGUUCCCAGUUUCUCUCCAUUAAAUGAAGCUGAGUAUCAGGGCUAUGGACUAGUGCACUUAGAGCACUUCCUCUCGCCGGACUGGAAACUUGCGCAGCACUGGAGUUUUACCACAACCAAAUGAAGCUCCGGGUGUUGAACGAGAGGGCCUCAAGCGUGUAUAAACGUGCAGAUUGGCUUGCAGAUAAGCUGGGUACCAAAGUGCAUUCUUAUUUCUGGCUGGAUGAGUACUCUUGCAAGGAUGACUUCUCACGCUAUUGGAAGGAUGAAUGGACGACUGGAUUGACAGCCUGGCAAAAAUCUUUGCUAAUCCCUGACAGUAAUGUGGCAAUUGAGGGAGGCGAUGUGAAAAUCGGUGACCAGGGAGAUCAGACCACUUUCUGUGUCGUAAGAAACCCAUCUUCCUUGGAGUAUGCACUCUGUGAUUGCGAAUCUUCAAAAGCCGGUAACUUGUGUGAGCAUGUUUUCAAAAGCAUUAGAUAUCUUCGUGGUGGUGGACCCGUUGCAUCAUCAUCUGUCAGUAUGUUUCAGUACAAGCAGGCAUUGUUUAAAAUGAUGCACUGCCCACCUUAUGAUUCUCUGAUUCGUGAUCAUGCACUGUCUCUAGCUGUAUGGGUGAAGAUGCAGUUGUCUUCACAAGUAGAGGAGCGAACCGUAGGACCCACUUCUGGUGACAAUCAUAACAGGGUUGAGUUGAUCCCUUCUCUUGAACAAACCAUGAGACCCACAACACAAGGUGAUUUAGAUUCCCAGGUUAUUUCUGGUGAUGAGACAUCCAUUAACCCUAAGACAGAUGAAACGGGAAAUCUGCUGUGCACAGAUUUGCCAUACUCCAAACUAACAGGGUUUGGUGGUUCUCUGCACAGAAACGGUUCUGGUAUUGUUAAAGCCUCGGGUGGAGAGGGUGUAAGCAAUGGGAACCAAGAUUCAGUUGUUGAGAAGGAAAACAGAUUAUACUCAGGAAAUGAGGGUAUGGAGGGACUCCAAAAUGGUAUCAAUAAGAAUUCUUCUUUAGGGCAUGCAAGUUGUAAUGCUUCACGUAAACCGUCGAGGGAGAUUGUGACCUACAAACGUAGGAAAGUGCUCUCCACACCUCCUUUAAAGGGUCUGCAGGGGAUUUCAUAAUUGCUGCUUAUUUUGCAGACGGUGAGAUAUAAGAUCGGCAUUCACUAUCAUUGUAUCUAACCCGUGGCGUUCCCCAUUAUUGAGAUCUUCAUGUAGUGUAGUUAGAUGGAUGGAAUUGACAUUCUUGUUCUUGAAAGAUCGUGUGAACCUUUUAUAAUAUAUGGCUUUGUUGCAAUCCCUUCUUAUUCUAACGAAUAUGGUGUUUUCUUGGUUUUGAGAUUGAGCAUAGUUUUAUUCAGAACACAAAUGUAUUUUGAACUAAUCUUCAGUUUUGAGAGCCAACAGUCUUGAUAUGGUGGGUGUGAAAUUUGUUUGAUUUUUUUUUUGGAGCUCAUUUAUGU
Molecule: messenger RNA, 3645 nt
Organism: Cuscuta europaea
Lineage: Eukaryota; Viridiplantae; Streptophyta; Magnoliopsida; Solanales; Convolvulaceae
Source: the annotation of a GenBank genome assembly